Messenger RNA from [Candida] anglica, 1596 nucleotides. The record is from the annotation of a GenBank genome assembly. NCBI's taxonomy places the organism in Eukaryota, Fungi, Ascomycota, Pichiomycetes, Serinales, Debaryomycetaceae.
CUGAGGUAAAUUAUUAUUGCCCUUGAAGUAAACUCACUAAAUCAUUAUGUUAAGAAGAAUAGGGAGUCCUAAAGUCUCAUUAAUUGGAGCUAAGAAAUCGGUAUUCCGCUCAUCUGCUGUCGCACCUAUACUUUCUGCGUAUACUACCACUUCCACUAUGUCGUACUCAACUACUGGUCACGCUGAAGAAGAUGUUCUUUUCACCAACAAGAACUUUGCUCGUGUUAUUUCUCUUAACCGUCCAAAGAAGUUGAACUCUUUAAACACUUCAAUGGUUUCCAAAAUCACUCCUCGUCUUCUUGAAUAUGCUAAGUCUAGUGUCAACAAUGUUGUGAUUUUAACUUCAACUUCUCCAAAGGGUCUUUGUGCUGGUGGAGAUGUAGCUGAAUGUGCUAAGCAAAUUGUGGCUGGAAAUCCUUCUUAUGGUUCUGACUUCUUCCAAAAGGAGUACAAUCUUAACUACCUUAUUUCCACUUAUUCCAAACCAUAUGUUUCAAUUAUGGAUGGUAUUACCAUGGGUGGUGGUGUUGGACUUUCAGUUCAUGCACCAUUUAGAGUUGCCACUGAAAAGACCAAGUUAGCUAUGCCAGAAAUGGACAUUGGUUUCUUCCCAGAUGUUGGUACCACUUUUUUCCUUCCUAGACUUGAUGAUAAAGUUGGUUAUUACUAUGCUCUCACCGGUCAAGUGAUGUCUGGUCUUGAUUCUUACAUGCUCGGGUUUGCCACUCAUUACGUUCCUUCCGAGAGAGUUGAACUGCUCAUCAAUAGACUCUCUUCUUUGCAACCUCCUGUUGUGAACGAUACCCCAGCAAAGGAUAACCAUGCCACCAUUGUUGAAAACACCAAGCAAUUCUAUGCUCAAGUUAACCAAGCUAUUGAAGAAUUUACUGACAACAAACUUCCAGAAGAUUACAAAUUCCCAUUAUCUACUGAUGAACUUAAGUUGAUCAAGGAAGCAUUCCUGCAAAAGUCUAUUGAAGAAGUUUUGACCUUCUUACACAAGGAUGGUGGAGAAUUUGCCAUGAAGACAUACUACCAACUCAAGACCAAAUCUCCAACCUCUCUUAAGGUUGCCUUUGAAUUAUUGAACCGUGGUGCCAAGAAUAACAUCCAUCAACAAUUCCAAGAAGAGUUGGUUGCUGCCACUAACAUAAUGAACGUCAAGAAGGAAGAAUCUGACUUUGUUAAGGGUGUUUCUCAUAAAUUAAUUGACAAGGUCAAGGAACCAUCUUUCCCAGAAUGGAACCAGGUACACAACCCAGAAAACAUCACUUCUGCUCAAAUUUCUAGCCUCUUGAAGCCAUCUGAAUUCUCUGCCAAGUUGGACCAACCAUUGAUUCAAAAGUUCUUUGGUGUUACUUACACUAGUUACCCAUACCAAAUGGGUUUACCAACCAACAAGCAAGUUGAAGACUACAUCACUGGUAACGAUGGUUCCAACAGAUCUUACUUGCCAACACCAAAGGAAGUUGUCAAGUUUUUCAAGACUAGUACCAAUAACAAACUUGGUGUUGCCACUAAGGUUGAAUCUAUUUUGAGUCUCCAUGGUGAAGCUUCCAAAUACGAUAACAAAUAUGUCUCUUGGUCUAAAUAAUG